UUGUACGUGUUCGUGUUGUCUGUUGCAGUCAAGAGACUUGCAACAGCUUCCUUAAGAACGAAAAAUAGGCAAAAUGGCGCAAUCAAAGGCCUUAGGCCAACCGCCGGCAUCUAGUCGAGCGGCAACAACAAGUCAAAACACAAUGACGUCUGCACGGGACCUCAUCAAAAUUGACAUAGAAUGGGGCAUGGAGCGACUGGUGCGGGCCCAGCAGGUCGUCGAACUGCGUCCGUACAACAUUGAGUCCUGGUCGGUGAUGUUGCGUGAGGCCCAUUCCCGGCCCAUCCACGAGGUGCGCAGCCUUUACGAGUCACUGGUGAGCGUCUUUCCCACUACUGCCCGCUACUGGAAGCUCUACAUUGAGAUGGAGAUGCGGAGUCGCUACUACGAGCGGGUAGAGAAGUUAUUCCAGCGUUGUUUAGUCAAAAUACUCAAUAUUGAUCUUUGGAAGUUGUAUCUGACGUACGUGAAAGAUACCAAAUCUGGUCUCAGCACACACAAAGAGAAGAUGGCACAAGCUUAUGACUUUGCACUGGAGAAGAUUGGCAUGGACUUGCACUCGUUCAGUAUAUGGCAGGACUACAUUUAUUUUCUGCGCGGAGUCGAGGCGGUGGGCAAUUACGCGGAGAACCAAAAAAUCACCGCUGUGCGCCGUGUCUAUCAGAAGGCGGUUGUAACGCCCAUCGUGGGCAUUGAGCAUCUGUGGAAGGACUACAUAUCCUUCGAGCAGAACAUCAAUCCCAUCAUAUCCGAGAAGAUGAGCCUGGAGCGUUCCAAGGAUUACAUGAAUGCACGCCGCGUGGCCAAGGAACUAGAGUAUCAUACGAAGGGUCUUAACCGAAAUUUGCCCGCAGUGCCACCCACACUCACUAAAGAGGAGGUCAAACAAGUGGAGCUGUGGAAACGCUUCAUCACCUACGAGAAAUCGAAUCCACUUCGAACCGAGGACACUGCCCUGGUCACCCGUCGCGUCAUGUUCGCCACUGAGCAGUGUCUGCUGGUGCUUACUCACCAUCCGGCCGUGUGGCACCAGGCAUCACAGUUCCUGGACACCAGCGCACGCGUCCUCAGCGAGAAAGGCGAUGUACAGGCAGCAAAGAUAUUCGCUGACGAAUGCGCCAACAUCCUUGAGCGAUCGAUCAACGGCGUCCUUAAUCGUAACGCGCUGCUUUACUUUGCCUACGCCGAUUUCGAGGAGGGACGUCUCAAGUACGAGAAAGUUCACUCCAUGUACAACAAGCUGAUCAUGCACCCAGACAUCGACCCCACUCUGGUAUAUGUGCAGUACAUGCAGUUCGCCCGUCGCGCUGAGGGCAUUAAAUCUGCGCGAGGCAUCUUCAAGAAGGCGCGCGAGGAUGUCCGCUGUCGCUAUCACAUUUUCGUUGCCGCUGCGCUUAUGGAGUACUACUGCUCGAAGGACAAGGAGAUUGCAUUCCGAAUAUUCGAGCUGGGUCUAAAACGCUUCGGGGGCAGUCCCGACUACGUCAUGUGCUACAUCGACUACCUCUCGCAUCUCAACGAGGACAACAACACCCGUGUCCUCUUCGAGCGCGUGCUCAGCUCGGGCGGUCUGUCGCCACACAAGAGUGUGGAGGUUUGGAACCGUUUCCUCGAGUUCGAGGCGAACAUCGGAGAUCUGUCCAGCAUCGUCAAGGUGGAACGUCGUCGCAGCGCAGUCUUUGAGAAUCUUAAAGAAUACGAGGGAAAGGAAACCGCCCAGCUGGUGGACCGAUAUAAGUUCCUCGACCUGUUCCCCUGCACCCCCACCGAGCUAAAGUCCAUAGGAUAUGCUGAGAUUGGAGGGAUCAUCCUUAAUAAGGUUGGUGGAGUUCAAAACCAGAAUAAUGGCGACGCCGAGGGGGAUAGCGAGGCGACCGCCCCGCUGCCGCGUCCCGAUUUCAGGCAGAUGAUACCCUACAAGCCCCGUCCGUGCGCCCAUCCUGGUUCCCAUCCGCUAGCAGGCGGUGUGUUUCCCCAACCGCCGGCUUUGGCCUCACUCUGUGCAGGCCUGCCGCCGCCCAAUUCCUUCCGCGGCCCCUUCGUCAGCGUCGAGCUUCUCUUCGAUAUAUUCAUGCGCCUCAAUCUGCCCGACUCGGCUCCAUUACCCAAUGGCGACAAUGAACUGUCGCCCAAAAUCUUCGAUCUGGCAAAAUCGGUGCACUGGAUUGUGGACACCAGCACGUACACGGGGGUGCAGCACAGCGUGACGGCGAUACCACCGCGUCGCCGUCGCCUGUUGCCAGGUGGCGAUGACAGCGACGAUGACUUACACCCUUCUGCCCCUCCCGCACACGACAUUUACCGCCUACGCCAAUUGAAGCGUUUCGCCAAAUCCAACUAAGAACUGAAGCCCGUGCUGCUGCUCCUACACAGUUCCAACCAUUUUUUUAACUACAGCAUUUACAACAAAUACAAAAGCAAAUCAAGAAAAAUAUUUAUAUUAAUA
Molecule: messenger RNA, 2446 nt
Organism: Drosophila persimilis
Lineage: Eukaryota; Metazoa; Arthropoda; Insecta; Diptera; Drosophilidae
Gene: su(f)
Product: protein suppressor of forked
Exons: 9
Coding region: 74-2341 (755 amino acids)
Biological process (GO): mRNA 3'-end processing
Cellular component (GO): nucleus
Molecular function (GO): protein binding; mRNA binding
Source: RefSeq, a predicted model, not a curated record